Messenger RNA from Sclerotinia sclerotiorum 1980 UF-70, 1128 nucleotides. RefSeq lists its product as hypothetical. The coding region runs from base 1 to 1128 and encodes 375 amino acids. The record is from RefSeq and is a predicted model, not a curated record. The transcript is spliced from 3 exons. NCBI's taxonomy places the organism in Eukaryota, Fungi, Ascomycota, Leotiomycetes, Helotiales, Sclerotiniaceae.
AUGGAUAAAGUCUUAAGGAGACAAGACAGGGAACGUCUCAUUUACCUCAUUCUCAUUGCUUAUAAAUACUUAUUAAGUAAGGUAGGAACCACAGGUUACACUGGCGGUGAUGCACUCUAUACACUUUACAACGCACAUCCAGAUUGGGAGUAUACAGCAUUGGUGCGAAACUCCGAUAAAGCAGCUCCAGUAGCUGCUGCAUUUCCUAAAAUUCGUUUCGCAUAUGGGACAUUGGAUGAUGCUUCGAUUAUUGAACAAGAAGCUGCCAAGGCGGAUAUUGUUCUGCAUACCGCAGAUUCUUCUGACCAUGAAGGCGCUGCGAAAUCUAUAGCCAAAGGGAUUGCCAAGGGUCACACGAAAGAAAAUCCAGGUUACUGGUUACACUUGUCUGGAACCGGUAUUCUCUGCUGGAAAGACAUGGAAACUCAAACCUAUGGUGAACCUCCUUCACAAGAACCAUAUGAUGAUCUUGAAGGCGUUUCGAAAUUGACCAAUUUACCCGAUACUGCUUUCCAUAGAGAGAUCGACAAGAUUGUUUUGGGGGCUGGAUCCGACGGCGUAAAGACCGCUAUCGUAUGCCCACCCACAAUCUAUGGUCCUGGUCGAGGUCCCGGAAAUCAGCGAAGUCGUCAGGUAUAUAAUUUGGUUCAGAUUACCUUGCAGAAGAGUCAGGCUCCUCAACUUGGAAAGGGCCUGACGGAAUGGGAUAAUGUGCAUGUUCAUGAUCUCAGUCAGUUGUGGUUAUUACUCGCAGAAGCAGCCGUUGCAGGACCCGGACCUAACGAUGCCGAAUUAUGGAAUGAAAAGGGAUAUUUCCUGGCCGAGAAUGGUCAUCAUGUGUGGGGAGAACUAUCCAAACUAGUUGGUGAAGUAGCAUAUGAGAAAGGACUUAUUAAAACGAAGGAAGUGGCACCGAUGAAUGUGGAAGAAGCUAAAAAACUGGCUGGAUUCGAAGCUGUGUCUUGGGGAUUGAAUUCUAAAGGAUUUGCAAAGAGAGCUAGGAAAUUUUUGGGUUGGAAACCUACGGGAAGGAGUUUGAAGGAUGAGAUUCCUUUUAUUGUUGAUUCUGAAGCGAAGAAAGAGGGUGUGAUACCUGGACAUGCUGCUAAGGCUUCUGGUAGUGCAUAA